Calidris pugnax (ruff) is the source of this 1429-nucleotide messenger RNA. RefSeq names its product XIAP associated factor 1 (gene XAF1). The record is from RefSeq and is a predicted model, not a curated record. Lineage: Eukaryota; Metazoa; Chordata; Aves; Charadriiformes; Scolopacidae. The transcript has 9 exons. Bases 306 to 1280 code for a protein of 324 amino acids. Gene Ontology annotation, biological process: apoptotic process.
ACUGCUCUGGAGGUGGAGGGGCCACGGUGAGUCCCUGCCCCUCCCUGUGACUGCCACCAGCCCCUGGAGAUGGGUGACACCACAAUGGUUGCGGUGACAUCAGCCAGGCAGGGGCUGAGGCCAGUGGGCACCAGCCGAGCCUGCUGCCCGUGGGCAGCCCUUGGGGUUUGGACCGCGGGACCGAGGGGUUCUUCAGGGUCCUUCCCCUCCCUUCUGCCACACCGUGUCUGGGACCACAGUGCUUUGGCUGCCAGUAAAAUACCAGCAAUGAAGAAAAGAUAUCCAGCAGAAUAAAAAGAAAAAUCAUGGCAGACGAGAGCAAGUUCUGCAAAAAUUGUAAACGAGAUGUGUCUGCUGCCAAUUUCUCACUCCAUGAGACCCAUUGCUUGCGAUUUCUCACUCUUUGUCCGGAAUGUGAUGAACCAGUUGUCCAAAAGGAUAUGAAAGACCAUCAAAGAGAAGCACACAAGCAGGUCAGAUGUAAUCUUUGUCACCAAAGCAUGCAGCAAUACCAGUUGGAGCAUCAUGAGGCCAACGAAUGCCUUGAACGAGCAAUGAAAUGCAAAAUCUGUGAGCUUGAAAUGCCCUUCAAGAAGCUGCAGGAACACCUGAACACCUGUGCCAGCCGAACAGAGCGGUGUUGGGAGUGUAACAAAUACAUCAUGUACAAAGACGUGAGCAAACACAAAGAGAUUUGUCAGAACAGCAGUCUGUCCUGUCCUAAGGAUGUGAACUUUCAAUCCAGUGAAGCAUCCACUAAUGCAACAUUUAUUUGCCCCACUGGUACUGGUGGCAAUUUUUGUCAGAACUGCAAUAAGUCGUUCCCAGAUGACCAAUACUCCCAACAUCUGAAUAAAUGCAGUGCAGCCCAUAAGCUGAUGGAAGUUCUUGCUGGCCAGUCAACUUCAGAACUCAGCGGUGAUCCACCACAGUCUUCUUCCUCCCUUGCUCCCUCUUCCCGCUCCGAGAAUUCAACAGCAUGGAGAGAUGUCCGUCCCAAAGGGAAAGAAAGGGACCAGCCACUGACCUCCAAAGCCUUGCAUAAACCCGCAAAGAAGAAGAGUGGCUUUCCUUCUCCCACAAAAGGCAGACUUUGCACAUCACCUCAAGAUUUUAAAGAGACACAGUCUUUUGACAUGCUAGUGACUUGUGCUCAUUGCAACAUUCUUCUGCCACUUCCAACCCUUCGGAAACAUGAGAUCAAAUGUCUACGUUUGACAUCUUUGAAAAAUGCUAGGAUGAGACGAAGAUCAAGCCGUGGAGAAAAAGACUCUUUCUAAGAUGCUUAUGAUUAAAUCUGGAAAUAGAGGCACGUCUUCAGAUGGAAGCUUCAGCUCAACUUUUGCAAAAGGCACUGAAAGUGCAAUAGCCUUAUUGACAAAUAAAAGUGACUUGCUCCUCUGGACCGAGAACAAAAAAAAACAUUAAA